Molecule: messenger RNA, 537 nt
Organism: Coprinopsis cinerea okayama7#130
Lineage: Eukaryota; Fungi; Basidiomycota; Agaricomycetes; Agaricales; Psathyrellaceae
Exons: 3
Coding region: 1-537 (178 amino acids)
Source: RefSeq, a predicted model, not a curated record
AUGCGCUUCUCAAACUCCGUCGCGCUCCUCGUAUUUGCCUUCCUUUCGACGAGCCUUGCAUCACCGGUUCCGGGUGAAGCAUUGGUCAACCGUGGUGCCCUCGACGACCUAGAGCGGCUACCAGCAAGGCGGGAACUAGUAGACCGAGGCAUCACCCCACCGCCGUGGAGGGACCACGUCGAACCAACCCCCGCCGGAAUCACUCCACCUCCAUGGAGAGAUAACCUUCCCGAGCCCACUCCCGUACCCCCAGUCAGACGAGAAGACUCGAGGCCGCCUCCAGCUUGGAGACCCAUCGACUCGGAGACCGAUUCAGAACUCGAGUCAAGACCUCCCCCAGCCUGGAGACCUGUCGAGGCUGAAUCAAGACCCCCGCCAGCUUGGAGACCCGUGAAGCGAGAAGCCGAUGCAAGACCUCCCCCAGCCUGGAGGCCCAUCGACAUCAGCGACGACGAUCCCGAAGGACCACCGGCACCCUCGUGGAGACGCCGAGAGACCGUGGCAGAUGCAGCUGGAGUUAUUGCCCCAGAUUGGUAA